Messenger RNA from Achroia grisella, 2133 nucleotides. RefSeq names its product ER membrane protein complex subunit 2-like. The record is from RefSeq and is a predicted model, not a curated record. The transcript is spliced from 7 exons. NCBI's taxonomy places the organism in Eukaryota, Metazoa, Arthropoda, Insecta, Lepidoptera, Pyralidae. Gene Ontology annotation, cellular component: EMC complex. Gene Ontology annotation, biological process: protein folding in endoplasmic reticulum. Bases 136 to 1020 code for a protein of 294 amino acids. Gene Ontology annotation, molecular function: protein binding.
CAUAUCACAACUGUCAACGUUUACCACUAAUAUAAUAAUUUUAUCUAAAAUUUCUAAAUAAAUUAUAAAAUUUUUACCCCAAUAUAUGUUCAUAUUUGCAUAUAAUUAUUUAUUUGUAUCUGAAAAAAAGUGACAAUGUCCUACAACUACGAAGAACUCAGUUUUGAUGAAGCACGAGACUUAUUGAGACAAUGGCGUGAGAGCAAUGAGAGACGAAGUGAAGAAAUAAUGGAGCUGUGGCUCACGGUGCUCAGUGAAAAUCUGGACAAAGUGGGCAAUGAAAAGCAUGUACUGCUGGAGCAGGUGAUAUAUGCUGCUUUGGACUGUCACUGUUACAGUGUAGCAAACUACUGUAUUGAUAUUCUCUCAAACGAGUUCCCUGGAAGUUUGAGAGUCAAGAGGUACCAGGCUGCACGACUUGAAGCCGAAGAGAAAUAUGCUGAAGCUGUCGAGGUCUUGGACAAAAUUGUUAGAGCAGAUGAAACAAACUCGGCCGUAUAUAAAAGGAUGAUAGCCAUACGCAAAGCUCGAGGGCAGAUUAAAGAGGCCAUUGAAGAUUUAGUUGACUAUUUAAAGAAAUUCAUAUCAGACGUGGAGGCGUGGCAGGAGCUGUGCGAGUUGUAUCUACAAAUGCAAGACUAUUCGCGCGCUGUAUACUGUGCUGAGGAGUUGAUCCUCCACCAGCCCCACAAUCAUCUUAUGCAGCAGCGUCUCGCAGAUAUACGGUACACCAUGGGAGGCAUCGAAAACAUGGAAUUGGCGAAAUCUUACUACUGUCAAGCAUUGAAACUCAAUCCUGACAAUAUGAGAGCUAUGCUUGGCCUGUUCCUGGCGACAAACAACCUGCUGAACCACUACAAGUCAUCAGGUAACAGUUCCAAACGUAAGGAAGUGUGGAAGUUGUGCCAAUGGGCGCAGUCGCAAGCCACCAAGAGGCAGCAGGAAGCUCGCGCCGCAGCCACUGCACCAACAGCGCCGGGGCUCUCACAAAUGAUGGUGGCGCUCGCCAUUACAGAAUGAACCUAAUUUAUUACCAUGUAGAGUAAAAACUAGAUUAACCGGCAUGAUUGUAUGUCACAUUCGGAUAAUGGAGUGUAUCAAAAGUCGUUUUUGUACAUACAUACUAUAUAUUAAUAAGUUUAGAAAUGUAACAACCAUUCUUGUAUUUUACUACAUUAUUGUUCGUUAUAUAGUUAUUUUACUGGGUUAUUUUUUUUUUUUAUUUAUAUCACAAUGACGGAAAACAGUCUUAUGGAUGAUAAUGGACUGGUGAACCCGCCUGCGCUAACUGUUUACUGACGGGGCACCAGUGGAGGACGAUAAGAGGAGCAUGAGGUCAGGUCAGUUAGCCUGUGGUAAAUUCACCAUGAAUAUAUCACAAUGGUUUCCAGGGGGAACUUGGAAGUCAAUCUGACAUUAUACAUUGCUAGCAAUUGUGUUAUUAAUGUACAAUACUAACAAUCCUCUUCACCCCGGUGGAAAACAGUCAUACGGCCCAUCUAAUGGUAGACGGUUAUCGUAGAUGAUGGAGGCCUGAAACACUAGAGGUGUUUACGCGUUGUGGUCUUUAAGAAACAUUCAAAUAUCAAGGGUUUCUUUAAAAAAAACCCAUUCUAUAAUCUCGAGAAAACUUCGGCAGGUAAUUGUUAAUAUAUGAUGCUAGGUGUUUAUUUAGAACAAAUUACAAUCCGGACAAUCACUAAUCCUAUGGGAGCCGGAUAAUCGGGUCUUUACUAUACAUGUGUUCCAUUAUGAAUGCACAUUUCACGGUUAAUCCGGGUUAGGAAUUUAAUUAACUGGUAAUUUUUUAAAUUGGUUUGUAAGAUGUGUUUCGUUUGGAGAGUGAGACAAGGUAUGAAGGCAUGACAUAUGAAUGCUCCGGAAUGGCAACACAUUAGGGUUAUCGCGGGCGUCUCACGUGACGUGAUGUACAUAGUGCGGGUAUAGGUGAUUAUCAAUAGAAUAGUAUAUAAAAUCAUUUAUUGAUAUAAACUUAAAUUAAAGCACUUUUGAAUAGUCAUCAUUUAUUUUUAACAUGCCGCUCAUUCGGAAAGCUCAUCACAAGUAAGAGCAAGAAACUUACGUGUUGCUCUUUUAAUAAUUUUGUUUGAACUUUACAUUAGAUUUAUAUAC